ACUAAUGUGUUAAUUGAUUCACGUUCCGAGAUAUACAGCCAUGUUAGAAUGUCUAUCUGUGAGACCUCAGGAUCCCGGGAGUUCGCUGUUCUGAAAUCUGAACAGUCUUGGUACUUUGUGAAAACCUUCAGACCGUGGCUAUAAGUGAUAUACUCUUUUCUGUACACUUCUUUUGAAAAUCUUUGACCACCCUUGCUCAUUUAGUAGGUAAACUCUUCGGACCCCCUUUUGGGUUUGUAACGUUUAAGUCUCCAUCUGUGGGAAUACGUGUCCGUCAUGAGUCGGACAAUGUGGACGAUCACCGUGAUUGCAGUAGGAGCUGGAUGCUUGGCCAUAGGUUAUUAUUUCGGAAAACAACGGGUUCUCUUGGCGAAAGGUGUGUCGCAUUUAACUGAGGCCGGCAGGGAAGCAUCGUCCGGAAAAAGCCUGGAAGUAGAGAGGCUAGCUGAUGUUCAUGAAGACUUUAAAAUGGUGAAACAACUGGGCACGAUCAUAGAGGAAGGUGAGGAAGCAAAUGUGGAGCUUUUGUUUAAGAACGGUGGCCCAGAGAUCUCGAACCGUGGACGUUGAUAUAGGUAUUGGUUGUCAGGAAUGAUCUGAAGAUGGGCAAGGGGAAGAUUGCCGCUCAGUGCAGUCACGCCACCCUUGGUCUCUACAAAAAAAUCGUAAACAGAGCUCCGAAAGCCCUAACGAGGUGGGAGAUGUGUGGUCAGGUAAAGGUGGUCACUAAAGUUGAAAGUGAAGAAGAGCUUCUGUUCUUACAGAGUCGCGCUAAAGGUUUGAAAAUUCCUACACACAUCACCGUUGACGCUGGACGAACGCAGAUAGCUGCAAACUCCAGAACGGUUAUGUCAAUCUUAGGGCCCGUUAGGAUUGUUGACGAGGUUACGAGAGGUCUGAAGCUGUUGUAGUUUCGCGUUCAAAUCACCUGUUGACAUUCAAUAUAGUCCAGCAAUUUUGAUCUCUGACCUUAAAGCGUCAAUCAAAUGCUUUGACGAGUAGGGAAAAUAUAGGAAAGUCUAGUGACUCAAAUGUGGUACAUUGCCAUUGCAUACCAAGAGCUCGAGACAUUACAUAUAAAGACCAUAUAUCCUCAAUUACCCUUCAUGCUACUAUAAAUGAACUCUUUACCGUCGAACUAAGGUCGCUUGUGUCCAGAGUGGAUGAAUCAAGUUACGUAUUAGUUUUUUUUAAAGUUAUGUUUCGUAAGCGCCGCUGGUGAGAUAUGGUUUCCAGGCAUGGUUUGAGGAUCGUUCGUGUGAAUUCAUAUUCUUACAAGGGUGCAGACAAGGUUCCCAUACUUGGGACGUCUUGGAAAUCGACGUCAGAGGAAGUUCCCGGUGGAAGAUUACACAGAAGUCCUGUACUCCUGUACUGUCUUCGUACCGCAGGAGUUUCUUAUAAACUGCUACAUUGUAAAUAUUUAUAUUCGAAGAGAAGUUGGCCACUGCUCUAAGUCAUGUAUUCAGUGGUACUUUGGAACGUUCCUC
Messenger RNA from Marchantia polymorpha subsp. ruderalis, 1490 nucleotides. Lineage: Eukaryota; Viridiplantae; Streptophyta; Marchantiopsida; Marchantiales; Marchantiaceae. The record is from the annotation of a GenBank genome assembly.